Mytilinidion resinicola is the source of this 999-nucleotide messenger RNA. RefSeq lists its product as uncharacterized. The record is from RefSeq and is a predicted model, not a curated record. Gene Ontology annotation, cellular component: cytoplasm; nucleus. Gene Ontology annotation, molecular function: protein binding. Bases 187 to 807 code for a protein of 206 amino acids. NCBI's taxonomy places the organism in Eukaryota, Fungi, Ascomycota, Dothideomycetes, Mytilinidiales, Mytilinidiaceae. The transcript has a single exon.
CUGCAAACCCACCUGUGCAGGAGCGAAAUCUUCACCACUCGGCUAGCCCCAGCAGACACGUGGUAGUGAGCCUAUUUCUGGACUGCUCCUUUCCUCCUUCGCCGUCGCCGUCCCCUCUCCACCCCAUCCAACCUCCGCCAAACUAUCAACUCCUCAGCCCACACACCACACCCCCUAGUCACCACAAUGACCGCCGUUACCAACCUCAUCGAAGCCUGCCAAUGGGGUAGUGUGGCCGACGUCACCGCUCUUCUCAACGCUGGAGCUGACCCCAACCAGAACCACAGCGAAGCCCUCUGGCGCGCCAUCGACGACGAAACCUACGACAUCCUCGAACUCCUCCUCGCGCGCGGCGCACAGCCCAACAUUGCCGACCCCCCUUACCAGAUGUCUAAGAUCUCCAAGAUGACCACCGAGCCCUCCUGGGUCAAGCGCAUGUACCAGAACCACGGCAGCCCGCUGCAGUACGCCUGCCUGCUCGGCGACAUUCGCGCAGUGCGGCUGCUGCUCGACGCCGGCGCCGACGUCAACGAGGCGAUGGGCUACUUCGGGAGCGCGAUGUGGAUCGCGUGCUGGCACGGGAAGAUGAAUGCGAAGAUGAGGGAGGUGCUGCAGAAGAUGUUGAGUGCGCGUGGAUCAAAGGAGCCCGAGCAGAUCGAGGAGCUGCAGGCGCCGUACCAGGUCAGGGACGUUGAGAGGCUGCCGACGAAUAUCUAUAUGAUGCAGCGUGUGGAUUCGUCCAAUGACGACACGGAGAAGGAGGAGGCUGAGCGGGUUCGAAGGGUACAGAAGUUGCAGAAAAUGUGAUAGAUGGGCGGCCCUGCUGUGGUCUGAUGGUUCUUUUUCUGCUGGGAUAGGAUCUGGAUGGAGGUUCUGACGGGCUACAGUACGGAAGCAAACGGCAACGAGAACACUUUUCGAACUACCGGAGCGAUUUGGAUUCAGAAAACGACGUCACAGUACGCAUGACUGUACUGAAGCAGACAACGUAUUUCAGCU